Scylla paramamosain (green mud crab) is the source of this 2257-nucleotide messenger RNA. RefSeq lists its product as uncharacterized. The record is from RefSeq and is a predicted model, not a curated record. The transcript is spliced from 6 exons. The annotation marks the transcript as partial. NCBI's taxonomy places the organism in Eukaryota, Metazoa, Arthropoda, Malacostraca, Decapoda, Portunidae.
ACACCAGUAGCUCCACCCCCCAACACCACACCACAAGAAGAAGAGGAGGAAGAACUUUCAGCUAGUGCCCUUGAGCCAAACGAGCAAAGCCGAGCAGACCUGGACCAAUCACAGGCCUCGGAAUUUAACUAUCUGUUAUCUGAAAGCGGCCUGUACCCACAAACAGCCAGCAGCAGCUAUGACAGUGAGACGAACACCAAUAAGACACCGCCAAGCACCACAGGCCUCUCUGCAAACACCACAACACCAGGGCCACAUCGUAGACCUAAUCCCAACCAUUCCUUGCAUCAACAGCCCUUGUCAACACCACCCAACCCCAUUGUCGCUGAUCCUGUCCCAUUUAGCUACCUGGAGUCUUCUCUAAGCACCUGGCGACAUGACCCUUUGGCAUCACCUGACUGGGACAGCGCUGGAGUCCCUGGCGCUCUAUGCACGAGGCGCGUCAAGAAAGACCUGAGUACCAUCUUCACCGAACCGCUACCAGGAAUUUUUGCGGUUCCCCAGGACGAUAAUCUCUUCCUGGUUCACUCUCUCAUCGUGGGGCCCUUCGACACCCCAUAUGAAGGGGGAUUCUUUCACUUCGUGGUUCGGUUCGGCCCCAGCUACCCCAUCCACCCCCCCGGGUUCGCCUGCUCACCACUGGGGGGGCCGGGUGAGGUUCAACCCGAAUUUAUACAAGAAUGGAAAAGUCUGUUUAAGCAUCCUUGGACACUAUGGUGCUUUAAAACAUCCAUUAGACAACUGUGUGCUUCUGGAGAUUGGCGAAAGAACAUGGAGGGGCCCAGCUUGGAGUCCUGCAGCCAACCUCUCCAGCGUCCUACUGUCCCUGCAAAGCCUCCUUAAUGAGAAUCCUUACCACAAUGAACCAGGAUUUGAACAGGAACGCAACAUUGGAGACUCAGCUCGCUACAACACCAUCAUAACUCACGAGACACUUAGAGUAGCUGUAGUGGAACAGCUGGAGCGCAUUAUGGAGACCACCACCACCACCACCACCACCUCCAGCAGCGGUAGCAGCAGCAGCACCAGCACCAGCACCACAGGGGGAUACAGUCAGGUGCCGCUGGAGCUAAAGAGGGUCAUUGAGACGUCCUUUUUAGAAUAUUAUGAUCAUUAUGCUGAUGUCUGUACGACUAAUCUGCAUAAGGAUGGCUCGCUCAUGGAGGACCCGUUUGGAGAAAUUCGUGGACGUUUCUCGUACUUGCAGAUACUGAAGAGGUUACGUCGUUUAAAAGGUAAAUUGAAGGCGGCCAUCUUGUCUGAGCCUUCCAGCAAAACACCUCCUUCUUCUGAUGAUGAUGAUUACUUUGCCGAGGAGGAGGAGGAGGAGGAGGAGGAGGAGGAGGAGGAAGACAGUGGCAGUGGUGCUGUUAGUAUUGGUGCAAGUGGUGGUGGUGGUGGUAGUGGUGGUGGUGAUGGUAGUGGUGGUGGUGGUAGUAUUGAGGAGUGAGGAGGAGGAGGAGGAGGAGGAGGAGGAGGAGGUCUAGAUAGGAAGGAAGAAGAGGAGGAGAAGGAAGAGAUGUUAAAAGGAGGAGGAGGAGGAGAAGGAAAAGAAGAGAAGGAAGAUGAGAGGAGGAGGAGGAGGAGGAGGAAAUCAGAGGAAGAAGAUAAAAAAGAAGAGGAGGAGGAAGAGGAGGAAGACUGAGAAAGAUAAGGAAGAGGAGGAGGAGGAGGAGGAGAUAGAAGAAUUAAAAAGACAAAGAGGAGAAGAGGAAGAGGAAGAGGAGGAGGAGGAGGAGGAGAAAUUUUCAUAUAUUAGAGAGAGAGAGAGAGAGAGAGAGAGAAAAUUUCAAUAUCUUUUUAAGUUUAUACUACUACUACUACUACUAUUACUACUACUAUUACUACUACUUGCAUAUAGAUAGUAGUAGUAGUAGUAGUAGUAGUAGUAGUAGUAGUACCCAUUCCACUACUACUACUACUACUACUUAUAUGCACUUCAAAUUGUAAGAGAGAGAGAGAGAGAGAGAGAGAGAGAGAGAGAGAGAGAGAGAGAGAGAGAGAGAGAGAGAGAGAGAGAUUUUUUUGUAUAAUUAAAAUACUGAAUUAAUAUUGAUGACACAGGAGGAGGAGGAGGAGGAGGAGGAAGAAUGAUGAUUGUAAUGAUAUAAGAAGAAGAAGAAGAAGAAGAGGAGGAGUAAGACAACAAUGUAACACACACACAUACACGCACGCACAUACACAAACAAAUAAACAAACAAACAAACAAAAACAUUUAUAUUAUUUGAUUUUAUAAGGCAAGAGAAUAAAAAAAAUA